Messenger RNA from Aspergillus ibericus CBS 121593, 1956 nucleotides. Its product is annotated as GMC family oxidoreductase. Bases 57 to 1874 code for a protein of 605 amino acids. Lineage: Eukaryota; Fungi; Ascomycota; Eurotiomycetes; Eurotiales; Aspergillaceae. The transcript has a single exon. Gene Ontology annotation, molecular function: oxidoreductase activity, acting on CH-OH group of donors; flavin adenine dinucleotide binding. The record is from RefSeq and is a predicted model, not a curated record.
AACUCCAGCUCAGCAGGCAGCGCAUCUCUCAUUCUCUCCACUCCCACUCUUCCAUCAUGAAGACCUUUCUCUCCAGCUCGCUCGUGAUCUCCGUGGCCACUGCCCUGCCACACUACAUCAGGAGCAGUGGCAUUGAAGCCAGCCUUCUGACCGAUCCCAAGGAUGUCGCCGGACGCACUGUCGACUACAUCAUUGCCGGUGGAGGUCUGACAGGCUUGACCACCGCGGCCCGUCUGACGGAGAACCCGAACAUCACUGUCCUGGUCAUCGAGAGCGGAUUCUACGAGUCUGACCGGGGCCCAAUCAUCGAGGAUCUCAACACCUACGGUGAGAUCUUCGGCUCCAAUGUGGACCACGCCUACCAGACGGUGGAGCUGGCCACCAACAACCUCACGGAGCUGAUCCGGUCCGGCAAUGGACUGGGUGGCUCUACUCUGGUCAAUGGUGGCACCUGGACGCGCCCCCACAAAGUGCAGGUCGACUCCUGGGAGACGGUCUUUGGCAACGAGGGCUGGAACUGGGACACCGUCGCCGCCUAUUCCCUCGAGGCAGAGCUCGCUCGCGCCCCCAACGCGAAGCAGAUUGCUGCGGGCCAUUACUUCGACGAGUCCUGCCAUGGCACCAACGGAACCGUUCAUGUUGGCCCUCGCGACACGGGCGAUGACUACACUCCCAUCAUCGAGGCCCUCAUGACCACCGUCGAGAAGAGAGGCGUGCCCACCAAGAAGGAUCUCGGCUGUGGUGACCCCCAUGGCGUGUCCAUGUUCCCCAACACCCUGCACGAGGACCAAGUCCGCUCCGAUGCCGCUCGCGAAUGGCUCCUUCCUAACUACCAGCGGCCGAACCUGCAAGUCCUGACCGGCCAGUUGGUUGGCAAGGUGCUCCUCGACCAGAAGGCCACUGUCCCUCGCGCCAUCGGGGUCGAAUUCGGCACCCACCGCGAUACCACCUUCAACGUCUAUGCCAAACACGAGGUCCUCCUGGCGGCCGGCUCGGCCGUCUCGCCCACCAUCCUCGAACAUUCCGGUAUCGGUCUCAAGUCCGUCCUGGACUCCGUGGGCAUCGACACUGUCGUUGAGCUCCCUGUCGGUCUCAACCUGCAGGAUCAAACCACCGUCGCCGUCAGCUCCCGCAUCACCUCCGCCGGUGCCGGUCAAGGCCAGGCCGCCUUCUUUGCCACCUUCAACGAGACCUUUGGCGACUACGCUCCUCAGGCGCACCAGCUACUCAACUCCAAGCUCGCGCAAUGGGCCGAAGAGACCGUCGCCCGCGGCGGGUUCCACAACACCACCGCCCUGCUGAUCCAGUACGAGAACUACCGUGACUGGCUCGUCAACCACAACGUCGCCUACUCCGAGCUCUUCCUCGACACCGCCGGCGCCGUCAGCUUCACCAUCUGGGACCUGAUCCCCUUCACCCGCGGCUACGUCCACAUCACCGACCCGGACCCCUACCUCCGUCUCUUCGCCUACGAUCCCCAGUACUUCCUCAACGAGCUCGACCUGUACGGCCAGGCUGCUGCCUCCCAGCUCGCCCGGAACCUGUCCAACUCGGACGCCAUGUCGGCGUACUUUGCCGGGGAGACCGUCCCGGGGGACAACCUCGCGUACGAUGCCGAUCUGAGCGACUGGGCCGACUACGUCCGGUACAACUUCCGCCCUAACUACCACGGCGUGGGUACUUGCUCCAUGAUGCCGAAGGAGCUGGGCGGGGUGGUGGACUCUUCGGCCCGUGUGUAUGGCGUGGAUAGCCUCCGUGUCAUUGAUGGGUCGAUUCCUCCCACCCAGGUGUCUUCGCACGUCAUGACGGUGUUUUAUGCCAUGGCGUUGAAGAUUUCGGAUGCCAUUCUGAAGGAUUAUGCUGCGAGUCAGUGAUUAUCCCGUGCGAGUUGGCGACCUUAGAUGCGUGUGAGCUGGUACUUGGUGCUAUGCUUUCGGUUGGAUGUGAUAGAUUGCG